Molecule: messenger RNA, 2297 nt
Organism: Rhizophagus irregularis DAOM 181602=DAOM 197198
Lineage: Eukaryota; Fungi; Glomeromycota; Glomeromycetes; Glomerales; Glomeraceae
Source: RefSeq, a predicted model, not a curated record
UUGUGGUUGACAAAAGCUUUACGACGGAAGAAAAACAAGUGUUAGAGUUGUACAAAAAAAUUAUUUUUGAAUCUGGUAUUCUCGAAUAUGUUACGAUUGUUAGAAAUAAAUUUGAAAAUUUUAGAAAUAAAAACGAGUGUGAAAAGGAUAUAAAAAAUGUGUUUGAAGAAAAUGAAAUAAUCAUUAAAAUAGUUAAGUCGUGUAAUAACAUCAUCCACAUAGAUAAUCCUCCGACAUAUAUUUAUGAUGAUAGUGGUUAUAAAAUUGCUGUUAAUAGAAAUGCAAGGGAAGAAAGAUGUAUGUCGGGAAAAAUAUUACAAAUUAGUAAAAUGGGAUGAUUUACAUAGUAAGAUUAAUUCUACUGAAUCAAAUAAGAAUUUCGCUGCUAAAUUGGAAAAAGCUGAUAUCACUAUCUCUACCGGUAUUAAAACAAACAAUAGAGCUCAACAAUGGUUUAACGAAACAUAUUCGAAAAAGGAAAAUAUAGAUAUUUCUGAAAGCAAAAAUUUAAAGCUUAAAGGUUUUUUGGAAAUAAAAGACUUUACAAAGUUAAAAAGUAUUAUUUUGAAGAAUUUUGAAUUAAACAAAUUGGAAAUUAGUGGUUGUUCUCAACUUGAUAAGAUUGACUUAUCAGAGCUCACCAAACUCACGAGUUUAUCUUUAACUGACUGUCAAAAACUGACCGGACUCGAUUGUUCGUCAACUAAGUUAUCUAGUUUGAAAAUAAUUAAUUGUCCUCAACUUAAUAAGAUUAUUGACAGGUCUAAGACUAAGACUAAGUCUUUAUAUGCGAGAGGUUAUUCAAAUCUAUCCACGCUUGAUUGUUUAGAAACUGGCUUUACUAUUUUGGAAAUAAAUGGUUGUUCUCAACUUAAUGAGGUUGAUUUGUCAAAACUUCCUAAAAUUACGAGUUUAUCUGUAAUUGACUGUUCAAAUCUAUCUAAUCUUGAUUGUUCAUCAACUGAGUUAACUAGUUUGAAAAUAAGUGGCUGUUAUCGGCUUGAAAAAUUUGGUUGUUCAAAACUUCCUAAACUUACGAGUUUAUCUGUAAUUGACUGCCUAAAAUUGACCAAGCUUGAUUGUUCUAAUAGUGAAAUAACUGAUCUGGAAGUUAGUGAUCUUACUGAGCUCAAUUGUUCAAAUACUUCAAUUAAAGAAUUAAGUCUUAAUCUUUGUCCGUAUAUUACCAAACUUGAUUGCUCUAAUAACAAAAACCUAAAAAAUCUAGAUAUAAGCAACUGUUUAAAAUUAGAAUCUAUUAAUUGUUCUAAUAGUAAAUUAACUGGUCUUGACAUAAGUUAUUGCCCCGAACUUGAAGAAAAGAAAAUUCCUGGCGUGGCUAUUACUCGAAAAAAAGAAAAUGUUAAGAAUAUAUUAAUAGUUGGUCGCGCCGGUGGUGGUAAAUCCACAUUAGCCAAUGUACUAACUAACACUGAUGAAUUCAAAGAAAGCGCGUACGCGGUUAGUGAGACUAAAAUUUUCAGGAAAAAAGAAUUUAAAUGGAAUGAGAUAAAUUUUCGCGUAGUUGAUACUAUUGGAGCUGGUGACACUAAGCUAAGUUUAAAGGAUAUUUUGUACAAAAUAGUAGAUGGAAUUUAUGCAAUGCCAGAAGGCAUAAGUCAAAUGCUAUAUGUAGUUGAUGGAAGGAUUACAGGAGAAGAAAUAAGUACGUUUAAUAUGUUCGAAGAUUCCAUUUUACAAGAUAAAAUUAAUAUUUUUGGUUAUGUUACUCUUGUGAGAACUAAAUUUGACAACUUUAAAAGAACGGAAGAAUGUAAAAGAGAUAAAGAAAAAUUGCUUGAGGGGGACGAAAAUAUUGCUAAAAUAGUUAGAAAAUGCAAUGAUGUCAUUCAUGUAGACAAUCCUCCGAUAAAUAGUGAUUUUUAUGAUGAUGAUGAUGAUGUUGCCCAAAUUAUUAAAAUGAAUAAGAAUAACAGACAAAAGUCAAGACAAAAACUACUAGAAUAUCUGGAAGGAGUAGAUCCGGUAAAGAAAAAUAAGUACUUCAAAUUAAAAACGUGGGAUAAAUUACGUGAAAAUAUUAGCGAAUAUGUAAAAAAUAAUGAAGAUGCACUAAAAAGGUUGGAAAAUGAGCCAGAACUUGAGGCAUUUUAUAAUGCUUCUAAAGGAUGUUUAAUUAUGUAGUAGACAAAAUUUCAACGAGUGUAUAAAAAUUAUUAUCUUUUAAUAUUCUGAAAAAAUUAUAAUUGCAAAUACUGUAAUACAGUUACGAUGAAAAAAUUUUUUUUCUCUUUGUACUAAAAUCACUUAAAUAAAGUUAAUAAAAAAAAUCAAGG